ACUACUACAAAGAAACCACAACCCUUCAUUAUCUAUGAAUUGUUUGUUCUCAUCAUCUUAGCUAGUUUCUUGACAAACCCACCAUUUAAUCAAGUUCUUGAAUAAUCCACCAUGUCAACCAUAGCAUAUAAUCAAGAUAAUUUGUUGUCAUGUUUAGAGUCUCACAUCAUUGAGACAGCAACUCUGAAACUCAAACUGUCCUCUCCAAGAUGUAUAGAUUUAGGUGGUUGGGGUUUCCUUCAAAGCCUUCCCAACACUUCAACGGAGAAGGGAAAACAGCCCACAUAUGUCCACCCUUUGUCCAAACAAUAUUCAUCUUAUUAUGGUUCUAAGCUAAGCGAGGCAAGCUUGAAACUCUGCACUGAGAAUCUGGGAAGCGAAACCGGCACCGACAUCGCCGACACCGCGAUUUUCUCAUCGGAUUUUUUACCAGAGUCGGCGCUACCUCCCUUGCCACGACAAGUUGCGGCGCCAAGAAACCGCAACAAGGUGAAAGGAAAACCGAAGAACUUCCCACCUCCAUUGACAACGUUAAUUGCUCCGAAUUCCCUUCAGGUUAGGUCCCGCCGUGAAGGUGGUCGGUUGAUCAUUGUGGCUAUAGAGGGCCCACCAAAGAAUGCUUUCUUCAAAGCUGAGCGUAGCCAUGGCCGCCUCAGGCUAUCUUUUUUGGACGCCUCUUUCCUUCGCUCUGACUCGGCCAUAACAAACAGCGAAGUGGAAAGGGAGGAGGAAAGGGACAUGGACGGGAAUAUAUUGGAAGCUGAGGUGGAAAUGGGAAUGGAGAAAUAUCAAAGGCUAAGGCGGUGCAUGGAAAGUGGGCACAGCAACAAAGCACUGUGUGAUUUAAAGCCUUUAUGCGUUGCUACUUCUUGAAAAGUUCAAUUUUUGUGUUUGAUUUGUUUUUGUUUUUGUUUUUUUUUUGGACACAUUUUUUGUUGUACUGUACCGUUGUACAAUUGUACC
Ipomoea triloba (trilobed morning glory) is the source of this 963-nucleotide messenger RNA. Its product is annotated as protein FANTASTIC FOUR 3-like. The transcript has a single exon. The coding region runs from base 112 to 873 and encodes 253 amino acids. The record is from RefSeq and is a predicted model, not a curated record. NCBI's taxonomy places the organism in Eukaryota, Viridiplantae, Streptophyta, Magnoliopsida, Solanales, Convolvulaceae.